Danio aesculapii is the source of this 1878-nucleotide messenger RNA. RefSeq names its product ribonuclease inhibitor-like. Gene Ontology annotation, molecular function: protein binding. Lineage: Eukaryota; Metazoa; Chordata; Actinopteri; Cypriniformes; Danionidae. The record is from RefSeq and is a predicted model, not a curated record.
AUGACUUUGGAUGACUUUUUUAACUGUAGGCUUUCAAACUGCAUUAUUACAGAACAAUGUUAUAAAGCUCUGGCUUCAGCUCUGAGAUCAAACCCUUCACACCUGAUAGAGCUGGAUCUCAGAGGAAAUGAUCCUGGACAAUCAGGAGUGAAGGAGCUCAAUGAAUUACUGCAGGAUCCACACUGUACACUGAAGACACUGAGGUUUUUGAGUCCUGCUGCUGAUGAAGACUGUCAGUUUGUGUCUGGAUUUGUGGGUAAAAACCCGUUACUCCUGAAAGAGCUGAAUCUGAGUGAUCGUGAACUAGGAGUCACAGGAGUGAAUCAAAUCUCUGCUCUGCUGCAGGACAAACACUGUACCAUCAAGACACUUGUGCUGCAUAACUGUGGUCUAACAGAGGAAAGCUGUUCAGCUCUCACUACAAUCCUGAGAUCAAACACCGGUCUAAAAGAGCUUGACAUAAGCAACAAUAAUCUGCAGGAUUCAGGAGUGAAGAAACUCCAAAGUGGAAUAGAAAAUUGCACAUUGGCGAAACUCAGUCUUUCAGACUGCAGUAUCAGUGAUGAAGGUUAUAAAGCUCUGGCUUCAGCUCUGAGAUCAAACCCUUCACACCUGAUAGAGCUGGAUCUCAGAGGAAAUGAUCCUGGACUAUCAGUAGUGAAGAAGCUCACUGAGUUACUGCAGGAUCCACACUGUACGCUGAAAACACUGAGGUUUUUGAGUCCUGCUGCAGAUGAAGUUUGCCAGUAUUUGACUCGGAUUGAGGGUAAAAAUCCGUUAUUCCUGAAAGAACUUACUCUAAGUUUACAUGAACUAGGAGACACACGAGUGAAUCAGCUCACUGAUCUACUGCAGGAUAAACACUGUCAGAUCAACACACUCAUUCUUUGGAAUUGCAAAAUUACAGCGGAACAGUGUGUGAUCCUGACUUAAGCUCUGAAAUCAAACCCAUCACACCUGAGAGAACUGGAGCUCAGUGGGAAUCAAAUAAAAAACACAGGAGUAAGUCACUUAUGUGAAUUACUGAAGGAUUCACACUGUAAACUGGAAAAGUUGAGGUGCUCUGGAGUAAAUAUGUUCCAAAUUCGAAAUGUAACUUGUAUCCUUGAAUUAUGUUUGCUCCUGAUAUUUUGGUGUGUAAUUGAAAUAAGCUUUGUGCUGCUCAUGAUGUAUUUACUCUCACAUGAACUUCACAGCCUGUAUGAAUGCAGUAUUACAGGGGAACAGUGUGUGAUCCUGACUUCAGCUCUGAAAUCAAACCCAUCACACCUGAGAGAGCUGAACCUCAGUGGAAAUGAAAUAAGAAACACAGGAGUGAAUCUCUUAUGUGAAGUACUGAAGGAUUCACACUGUAAACUGAAGACACUGAAGUUGAAAAGCUGUUCUCUGACAGAUGAAGGUUGUUCUGCUGUGACUUCAGCUCUGAAAUCAAACCCAUCACACCUGAGAGAACUGAACCUGAGUAUCAAUGAAAUAGGAGACUCUGGAGUGAAAAACCUCAGUGAUUUACUGAUGAACAAACAAUGCAAACUGGAAAAACUACAUCUGAAUAGAUGCAGAAUAACAGAGAGUGUGGUCCUGGCUUCAGCUCUGAAAUCAAACCCAUCACACCUGAGAGAACUAGACCUCAGUGAAGAUCAAGUAAGAAACACAGGACUGAAUCAAUUAUGUGACAUACUGAAGGAUCCAGAAUGUGAGCUGGCGAUAUUAAGUCUAAGGUUCUGUGGCAUUACAGAUGUCUCUACUUUAACUGUGUGUCUUCUAAACGCAAAGGCACUGCAGUUUCUUAAAGAGCUUGAUCUUGCUCAUAAUAACACUGGAAACUCAAUGGCAGAGCUCAAAAAUGUGCUACGAGACUCAAACUGUAAACUGAAGUGA